AUGUGCACACAUAAAAGUAUAAAUAAUAGUAUAUUCAUUACUUACACUUCUUUAUUCUCUGGGAUAAAAAGCUCCUUUGGAGGAGGCAGAAACACCAACAGUAGGAGCAGAACGAAAAGGAGGUCCACUAGACAUCACUUUGACGAGGACAAUUACACAGAAGACACCUUAACAACAUAUUCCACAGAAGGUUCAAAAACAGUAGCUUCUACAAUAGCAGAUUCGACGGAUAUUUCUACUGUAUAUAAAAGACCACCACCACCACAAUCACCAUCUGCUCGAAGAGGAACAAAUAAUAGAGGACGGCAAAGAACCAAUAUACGUUACCAUCCCUAG
Plasmodium coatneyi is the source of this 336-nucleotide messenger RNA. RefSeq lists its product as hypothetical. The transcript has 2 exons. Lineage: Eukaryota; Apicomplexa; Aconoidasida; Haemosporida; Plasmodiidae. The coding region runs from base 1 to 336 and encodes 111 amino acids. The record is from RefSeq and is a predicted model, not a curated record.